Lachancea dasiensis is the source of this 948-nucleotide messenger RNA. Lineage: Eukaryota; Fungi; Ascomycota; Saccharomycetes; Saccharomycetales; Saccharomycetaceae. The record is from the annotation of a GenBank genome assembly.
AUGCGCAUUUUAUGGUGGACCUUGCUCCAGUUAACCCUGGCGAUGGCUGGCUCUUCGAGCAAGGAGAGCGCACCAGCGCUUCUGUUUAGUUACAAACUAACACCAGGGCUUUUAAAUUAUCAAGUUGACUACAACGAAUCUACUAUUCUGCCCCAAAGUUUGUUCUUGGAAAUUGCCGAAUUACUGAUUUCUGGGCAUAGAUCUGAUGCGUACUUGUUCAUUAAUAUCCCCGGCUUGACUGCCUCAGAUUUCAGUAUGUAUCGGACAAGUCUCAAGUUUUUGGAAACCUCUAUUAGAUCAAGCUCUACCGCCUUGAGAUUCGAGAAGGCAGAGACUAAUGGGGAUGGGACUGACAAUUACCAAAAGCUCAUCGCAUACGCGCAAGAAGAAUGGGAAAUUGAAGAUCACAUCGAUCUGCGUGGGAAUCACACUCAGAAUUUUGAGAGGUACAUCGAUUGGAGACCACGCACCAUACGGGUUGAAUUUGAACCAGCUCCUGAGGAGUAUCGCGAGGACUAUUUUUCUUAUUGUGACAAGAUUUUGAAGCACGUUCUGGGUCAGCUUCCUACUCCCGACAACACCGUAAUCUUGACUUCUCUGUCUUCUGGGGGAGCUGCGAGUAAGAGCAUUCAUGAGGCGUUUCAAGGCGUGAGAAUAUUUCCCGAGGUAUUCCAGGAUCCAAUGAAACUUUCGGAUCAUGAGAAGAACCCCCACAGUGCUCUCGCAAGGGGUUCAUUCAACGCACGGGUGCCUAAAUUCAGUGGCAUGACAGAUGAACGUCUUAGUGCAUUGGAUCCUGAAUUUUUGAAUCGCCAUCGCUCGACCUUACAAAUUGUAGUCGCCGCAACCGUGGGCUACGCAAUGUUGCAGAUCUUCUUAACGAUCAGGAGGAGGAAAGUGAGAGAACCAAGUCAUGGAAAGGUCUCUGUCGAGAAAAAAAAACAGUAA